AGUGUUGUCUUAAUCUAUAUGUUGUGUCAUCACAUCAGUGACUGAAUAUAGUGAUCACCGCUUAUGUGUCGCCAUUAGAUUUACGACCAGAUUAUCGGUUCAAAACAGUCACCAAUGGAUCCAAAUUUAUAUCCGUCGGCAGCGGCGACGGCACCCAUUCAUGCCGUCUAUAACGGUGUGGCCUAUCACGAGCCGCAACAGUCGGCUCCGAGGACAACUCAAACCGCUUUUAAUCAGUCAUCAAGUGUAGGUCACCCGCAGCUAAGGAUGAUCGCACCUCAGAGUGUGUACAAUCAGACAAACACCAGUGCCGUAGGAACUGUUCAUCCGUCUGUCUAUAACCAGCCAAACGUGGCCGGCAUAAACUCAUCGCAGCCGACAUACAAUGGUGUCAAUUAUCAAUCGCCGCCACCACUGCAGCCAAACGUGGCUCAUCAUCAGCAACCACAACAACCGAUAUAUAACCAACAACCUUCUCGAGGACAGACUCUAUACAAUGGUGUCAACUAUAACGACUCGACCUCUUAUCAAACACAACCACAAGUUGCUCAACAACAACAACACCAACCCGUUUACAACGGUCUUAACUAUCAACAACAACAGCCUUCGGUAGAUCCUUUGACCACUAAGAUGGCCGGAAUGUCGGUAAAUCAGACGUGGGGUCAAAUGUGGUCACAGGAGAGCGUUAAUUUGAUGACUGAAAAAGAUAUCCGAACUAAAUCUGUGUUAAGUAAACUUCAGAGAACAGCCACUAAUGAGUCGGACAUGAGUUGUAAUAAAGAGAUAUUGCGCUCAACUCUGACCAAAGUUCCGGAUUCGGCUUCACUUUUACAGAAGACUCGCUUACCAUUCGGUAUUCUUUUACAUCCGUUCAAAGAAGACGAAGACUUACCCGUUAUUCAGGACAGUACUAUAGUCAGGUGUCGAUCAUGUCGUACGUAUAUAAACCCUUACGUCCGUCUAUUAGAUCAACGCCGAUGGCAAUGCAAUCUAUGUCUUAGAAUUAAUGAAAUUCCCGAUGACUUUUUAUAUGAUCACAACACAAGACAAAUGCUUGACCCGACGUUGAGACCUGAAUUAAAUUACGAUUCAAUUGAAUACAUAGCGAGUGUUGAAUAUAUGGUACGUCCUCCACAACCGGCUGCCUAUCUUUUUGUAUUUGAUUGUUCCCGACACGCCACCCAAAUCGGAUACAUACCAUCGAUGGCCAAAAUUAUCAAAGAGUCUUUAGAUAAUAUUCCCGGCGAUUCUCGAGCUUUGAUCGGAUUUAUUGCUUUUGAUUCAAAACUACAUUUUUUUAAUUUAGGAGAUAAACAACCGAUUCAUUUAGUACUGCCUGAUAUACAGGAUGUGUUUCUUCCAAAUUGUGACAAUAUUUUAGUUAAUUUACACUCAAAAAGAGCUCAAAUCGACGAAUUUUUGACAGAAAUUUUACCGAAUUUUCCUUUGGAUAAUCCAAAUGAUGUGGUUUAUGAUUCGGGAUCGGCAUUGGGUGCGGCCUUAACUAUUGCCUAUAAAGUCUUAUCGUCGUUAGGCGGACGGAUAACCCUCAUUCAAGCGGCACUUCCUAAUACUGGUAAUCCAAAUGACGGGUCAGUGCUUACGAAUCGAGAAGAUCCCAAUAAACGUGCGGCAAAUGCCAACAAUUUGAAUGCUUUGACACCACUUUUGAAUCCCGGAACUGAUUUUUACAAGAAAUUAUCACUAGAAUGCUCAGAACAUCAAAUAGCCGUCGACUUGUUCAACCUUUCCACUUCGUACUCAGAUUUGGCAACUGUCGGCUCUAUAUCCAAGUUCAGCGGUGGAUCUAUUCAUUAUUACGGAGGAAGUCCUCCCUUAUGUUUGUUAUCUCGUUUUGAGGCCGAUUUAAGACAUUAUUUAGAAAGAAAUAUUGGUUUUGAGGCAGUUAUGCGUUUGCGUUGCACUCGUGGUAUUUCCAUUCAUACAUUUCACGGAAACUUUUUUGUUCGUUCAACCGAUUUGUUAGCCCUUCCCAACGUAAAUCCUGAUUCCGGUUAUGCGAUGCAGAUAAGCAUUGAUGAUGACCUCAAAGACUAUUCUAAUGUUUGCUUUCAAGCGGCCAUCCUUUACACGUCGGCUACUGGUGAACGCCGUAUACGAGUCCAUACACUAUCUCUGCCUGUUGUGACCACAUUGAACGAUGUUACACAUUCGGCAGAUCAAGAGGCCAUUGUUGGUCUCAUUUGCAAGAUGGCCGUUGACCGAAGUUUUCAAUCUUCAAUGUCUGACGCCAGAGAAGCUCUAAUUAAUUCGGUGGUAGAUAUCCUCAAUACUUACCGAUCCGUGAAUAGUAAUACAGUUAGUGGAGGACUAGUGAUGGCUGCGUCCACUAAACUAAUGCCUCUUUAUGUGUUAGCCCUCAUAAAGCAUAUUGCAUUUAGAGUAGGAAUAUCAACAAAAAUUGAUGAAAGAGUGUUUGCUAUGGAGCGCAUCAAAAGCCUUCCUCUAAAGCAAUUAAUGCUUUAUAUUUAUCCAAAUUUAUAUCCAAUUCAUAAUAGUUUUACCACUGAAUCGGAUAGACCGACACCAGUUCAGCUCUCUUUUGCCAAUAUAGAUCGUAAUGGUGUCUAUUUAUUGGACACAUACGACAAUCUAUUUGUUUAUAUAUGCAAAUCAGUUCAUCCACAAUGGUUGUCCGAAGUGCUUAAUGUUACCCAAUGGGCAAUGAUCCCGGAUGACGGCGAUCUCACAGCUAAUCAAACGACACCAAAUAUUGCAACGCCUGUGAGCCGAAUACAACAACCCAUACAACCAACAGACAAUCGGUCAAUAAUACGAUUACCACAAUUGGAAAAUAUGACAUCCAAACGAAUCCAUCAGUUUAUUAAUAGUCUCAUCCAAGAGCGUCCAUUUCAGCCUAAUUUUUAUAUAUUAAGAGAGGACAGUCGACUUCGGUAUGCAUUUUUGCAGUACAUGUAUGACGACAGAAAUGAGUCGGCAUUCAGUUAUUAUGAGUUUUUACAACAUCUUCAGCAGCAAAUCAAGAACUAAUUUAAUAUAUAUAUAUAUA
Messenger RNA from Oppia nitens, 3031 nucleotides. RefSeq names its product protein transport protein Sec24B-like (gene Sec24AB). The record is from RefSeq and is a predicted model, not a curated record. Lineage: Eukaryota; Metazoa; Arthropoda; Arachnida; Sarcoptiformes; Oppiidae. The transcript is spliced from 7 exons. Gene Ontology annotation, cellular component: COPII vesicle coat; endoplasmic reticulum exit site. Gene Ontology annotation, biological process: endoplasmic reticulum to Golgi vesicle-mediated transport; intracellular protein transport; COPII-coated vesicle cargo loading. Gene Ontology annotation, molecular function: zinc ion binding; SNARE binding. Bases 115 to 3012 code for a protein of 965 amino acids.